AUGGCGGUACCACCUCGAUAUGCCACGAUGCAAUCCAUCAGUAAUGGCGGCUCAGCACCAGGGAGCGACAGGCCACAGACACAACAAUCCCAGCUAUCACAACUGUCCCCUGGGCUACGUGUACCUUCCAAUCGCAAGACCAUCUACGACCGACACCUGAAUCGGACUCGUAAUGCAGAACUCAGCCGGGCAAGCUUCGCCUUUCUAUUCGGGGAGAUGGUCACAUAUGCUCAAAGACGAGUAACAGGUAUUCAAGAUCUGGAGAAACGAUUAAACGAACAAGGCUACCCUCUCGGCCUCCGCCUCCUCGAUCUCCUCUUCUACCGCUCAACCUCAGCUUCCUCCUCCUCCGCCCUCUCAAGCUCCUCCUCCACCACCUCCUCACCCCCAAACCGACCCCUCCGCAUCAUUACCCUGCUGCACCUGAUCCAUGGCCCCCUCUGGCGCCUCCUCUUUGGCCGUGCCGCAGAUGCCCUCGAGCACUCCGUUUCCCCGGAUACUCCAAAUGAAUACAUGAUCACCGAUAAUGACCCGAUGGUCAACACGUACAUCAGUGCGCCCCGCGAUAUGAGCAUGCUCAACUGCGCUGCCUACGUUGCCGGCAUCAUUGAGGGUGUCUGUGAUGGAUGUGGAUUUGAGACGAAGGUCUCGGCGCAUAACCAGCCCACGGAACUCUGGCCUAGUCGGACAGUUUUCUUGGUUCGCUUUGGAGAUCCGGUUAUGGAGAGGGAGAAGGUGCUUGAGAGGGCGGGUGUUAAAUAA
Messenger RNA from Penicillium digitatum Pd1, 762 nucleotides. RefSeq names its product trafficking protein particle complex subunit 5. NCBI's taxonomy places the organism in Eukaryota, Fungi, Ascomycota, Eurotiomycetes, Eurotiales, Aspergillaceae. Gene Ontology annotation, cellular component: TRAPPI protein complex; TRAPPIII protein complex; TRAPPII protein complex. Gene Ontology annotation, biological process: endoplasmic reticulum to Golgi vesicle-mediated transport. The record is from RefSeq and is a predicted model, not a curated record.